AGCUCGUGCGUCAUGAUGUCAUGGCCGUGACUGUUUUAAGAGACGUCGGUGUGGACGGAGGGACGCCCCCGGCCUGCUGCAGAUAGCAAUUAUCUACCACACAGCGACUCUAACGGGACGCUGCACGUUUCAUACACCGAGUUCCUGGAUUUUCCGGAUCGUGUGGUGCUGAUGCAACAUGGAAAUCCUUAGCAGAAGGGUGAACAACCAGCUCGCAAGGACGUCUUUUUAGGACCAUGUCUGUUGAGAGAGUGGACUGUUUCCCCCAUGGAAACCAGCUUUGAGGGUGUCUGGGAAGUUUAUAAUCAGACUUGCAAAUCAAAAAGUGAUGCCAUCAGCACAUGGACAAAAUAACUUCAUCAUGGAAAAGCAGAAAUCAGUUGCUUCAACACAGCUGGGUGGAGAAUCAAGUACAUUUAUCUGCACUGAGUGUGGUGAUGGGUUCAGCCAGUACUCUAAUGUGUUGGCCCACAUGGCUAUUCAUGGACCUUUGGAGUCAUUCUCCUUUGAUGGCUCAUCAAAUGGAUUUGAAGUCCCCCGAGAAUAUGUGCUACAAGAAAAUGGCACACUGACAGUUGUGAAUGGCUUGGGGCAAUCACAUUCAUCUGUAAAACCAGUUUCUCCUGGAAUCCUGCCAUCACAUUACCCAUCCACUAUCAAACCAGUUUCUCCAAUUCUAAGACCACAGUCGUCUCCUUAUAAAGAUGUGUUCAGGCCAAGGCCCUCAGACUUGAACUCAGACAAGUCCCGUCAGGGCCAUUACCGUUGUGAAAUAUGUAGCAGAUCUUUUAACAGCCUUCAGAGUUUACAUCGUCACCAACAGUAUAGAAACACAGAGCGGGGUUACAAGUGUACUUUGUGUUGUAAGAUCUUUGAAGGUAGACAGGACCUUAAGAAACACCUCCAAGACCAUGCAAAUGAAAGCUUUCACUGCUGUGGUCAUUGUGGUAAGCGAUUCCUUAAAGUGGAUGCACUGAAUGCCCAUCAAAAAGAAAACCACCUUUUGCCUAAAACUACAGCAUUGGGUAAAUCUGAGAACAAACAGGAAAAAAAGUUGGAGAAAACAUAUCCCUGUAGGAAAUGCAAGUUAAAUUUUUUCUGGAUGUCAGAUUUUCAGGCACAUUCACUUUACCAUUGCAAGGGAAAAGAGCCUGAUGUUACUUUUGCCCCCGAAAUUGAAAUUGAAGUGAACUCUAAGAAUAUAGAGGACACACGACUUGAAAACUGCUAUAGCAAUGGCACAUCUAUUGAUGUGAAAAAUGGGGAUAGUGAAGUCUUUAGGGAUACUAGUGGUGAGAUUGAAACUGAUCACUCUUUUACACCAUACAGAUGUGGUUUAUGUGGGGAUCGUUUCCAAAAGUUAGCAGCUUUGAUGAAGCAUCACCUCACACAUCAGACUCAGGAGGAAAUAGAUAAGCUGAAUGAGGAAUCGGAGCGAAUUUUUAAGCGAAGAAUGCAGCCUAAAGGCAGGCGUAGAAGAGGGGGUAAUCCAAAUGGCAAAUUGCAUCCUUGCAAACACUGUCACCGUGUCUUUAAUCAUUCCAGUAGUUUGUCUCGACACAUGAGGUACCAUAAGGGUACUAUGCACACAUGUGUAUUUUGUGGUAGACAUUUUCCACAACGCUGUGAUUUGAGAAGGCAUAUAGCCAUGUACCACAAAGCUGAAUUAGAAAAGAAACCAGGUUUGAAACACUUGUACACAGCUCCACAAAAUGGGCCAACCCCCAAUUCUCUUAAUGGUGAGAAAAACACACUUUCUCCUGGUGAGAAAAAUGCAUUAUCUCCUGACGAAAAAAUCUCUGACAAUGAACUAACAUCAUCACCAGAGGAGAAUACAAAGGGGAAACAAUCUGGAAAAGCAGGCAGAGUUAACUACAAGUGUCAGGAAUGUGGAAAAAGAUUUGGGCUGCUAUGUGUGUACCAACGACACUUGCGCUAUCACAAAAAAGAACCUAGUAAGUGCCACAGGUGCCCAGCUCAAUUCAAGAAUUCUUCAUCUCUUGAGCUUCACCUUAGAAAUCACCCAAACACUGGAGAAGCAGGUGAUGUUGGACAAACGUGUCAUGGUACUGUUUCCAGUGGAGAUACUGCCCUAGAAAAGGCUAAUGCAGAGGACAUAGAGGAUGAUUAUAUGGACCAUACUCGAAAUAAUAAAAGAAAUUCUUCAGAGGUUCUUUAUGAAUGCACUGAGUGCACUGAGACAUUCUCAUGCUUGGAAACAUUUCUUCAGCACCAGACUUCUCAUGGCUCAGAAAACAACGGGUAACUAUCAUGUCAGACCCAUUUAUUAUUGCUAUUGCCAACAAUCAAGCUCUCAGAAAUUGAGUGUUUUUGACUCUUUUGGAUGAAAAUAUUUGAUGGUAUUGUGAAUUGAUGUAAAGUUUGUAACUACUUUUUAUACAAUUUUCUUUGGCAUGGGGAAGAAACAUUUUGUUUCUAUAAUGUUUAGUGGUGAAAUUCAGAAACCUGUUGGAACUAGGAGGUAAGGUUUGGUGGAGAGCGUACCAAAUUACUAUUGGAAUAAAUGACCAUGAAAUGAGACAACUUCAACAUAGGUCUGACAGGCAUAAAACUCAAGUUUAGUAUUUAGUAUUCUCAAACAGGCUACAGUUAACUUAAUGUCCAACAAAUUGUUGACUAGCUAGCAUAGCAUUUUUUUGUGGCUUCCCAUGUUGUCUUGCCAAUCAUAUUGCUGAAUUUUUCAUUGUUUUACUUGCAAAUAAGUGAUAUGGACAUUUUCUUUAAUAUGUGGUCUGUAUAUAUCUUCUUUGUUGAAAUUAUAGCAUUGUCACUGAGUAGCUUUUUAAUUGUGCCAUUAAAAUUGUACAGAGAAACUUUGUGCUAUCAGUUUGGCUUUGACUUCAUUUUUGCUGCUAUUUUGCAGUUAAAAAAACAAAACAUCCCCUAUAUUUGUGUUCCUUUUUACAUAGUAGUUUAAAUGUUUUUCACAAUUUUAUGGACAUUAGUACAGCAAGUUAAUGGUAACUUUCCUGUGAGGAAUGCUUGCCUUAAG
Messenger RNA from Larimichthys crocea (large yellow croaker), 3013 nucleotides. RefSeq names its product zinc finger protein 208. The record is from RefSeq and is a predicted model, not a curated record. Lineage: Eukaryota; Metazoa; Chordata; Actinopteri; Sciaenidae. Gene Ontology annotation, biological process: regulation of transcription by RNA polymerase II. The transcript has 2 exons. The coding region runs from base 329 to 2266 and encodes 645 amino acids. Gene Ontology annotation, molecular function: DNA-binding transcription factor activity, RNA polymerase II-specific. Gene Ontology annotation, cellular component: nucleus.